This is a messenger RNA of Pezoporus occidentalis (night parrot), 647 nucleotides long. It is a transcript of the gene SCYL1, whose product is annotated as SCY1 like pseudokinase 1. The coding region runs from base 18 to 641 and encodes 207 amino acids. The record is from RefSeq and is a predicted model, not a curated record. The transcript has 4 exons. NCBI's taxonomy places the organism in Eukaryota, Metazoa, Chordata, Aves, Psittaciformes, Psittacidae.
UCCCGCCGCCCCCCGCCAUGUGGCUCUUCUCCAGGGACCCGGUCCGGGACUUCCCCUUCGAGCUGGGACAGCCCGGACCGGACCCGGACCCGGACCCCGACCCCGACCCCGACCCGGACCCGGCCCCGCUCUGGCGGCUGCUGCGGGGACGGCGGAAGGCGGACGGGGCCCCGGUCUCGGUGUUCUGCCACAGCCUGGUCCCGGGGGACGCGGCUGCCACGGCCCUGGCCCGGGCGGCCCUGAAGCGCCUGCGCACCCUGAGGCACCCCAACGUGCUGGGGUACCUGGACAGCCUGGAGACGGAGCAGAGCCUGUACCUGGUGACCGAGGAGGUGACGCCGCUGCGGAGGCACCUGCGGCUGCGGCCCCCGACCGGGGCCAUGGGGGAGCAGGAGGUGGCCUGGGGCCUGCACCAGCUCCUGACGGCGCUGUCGUUCCUGUGCUCCUCGGGGCUCGUUCACCACGCGCUGGGGCUCGGGGCCAUUUACGUGGCCCCGGGGGGGGACUGGAAGCUGGGGGGGCUGGAACGGGCCGCGGCCACCAGCGACGGGGCCCCCCCCCGGCCCCCCGGGACCCCCCCCCGGCCCCAGGACCCCCCCGAGCUCAGCGACCCAGCGCGGGGGCAAGGGGAGCCCUGGUGAGUUGGG